Molecule: messenger RNA, 1620 nt
Organism: Closterium sp. Naga37s-1
Lineage: Eukaryota; Viridiplantae; Streptophyta; Zygnematophyceae; Desmidiales; Closteriaceae
Source: the annotation of a GenBank genome assembly
AUGCUGCAGAAGUUAGUUACGGAUGGGAGCGUGAAGGGGUUGGAGGUGAAGGGGGCAGCAAAGGAGAUUGGGAGCUGCCCUACAUGCCUUGAGACGAAGUUCACCAAGUUUCCCUUCAGCAGUAGCACAGGACCAGCCAAGGCACCGCUCGCGCUUGUGCACAUGGAUGUGGUGGGCCCUACGAGGGCCCCUUCUCUCUCGGGCAGCCGCUACUUCUUGACCAUUUUGGAUGAGCACACACGUGCGGUGUGGGUGUACCCUCUCAAGACCAAGCGGGGGGUGGCAGCGGCUGUUCUUAAGGAGUGGAUGCCGAGAGCUCAAAGGGAGAGCGGACACAAGGUGAAGGUCACUGUCUCUGAGGAGGAGAUCUCUGGGGUGACAGAGGAUGGGGGAGAAGCUGAGGUGGAGGAGCAGCAGCAGCAGCAAGAUGCUCCACCACGUGACCAACCCGUCCCUGAGCCCGAGACGCUAGCAGAGGCGUUGAGUGGGCCCGAUGCUGAAAAGUGGAAGCAGAGUAUGAAGGAGGAGUAUGACUCUCUGCUGGAGAAUGAGACGUGGGAGCCGUGUGAGCUGCCUCCUAGGAAGAAGGUCAUUUCUUCCAAGCUGAUCUUCAGGCAUAAGUACGGACCAGAUGGGGUGCUGACCCGCUACAAGUCAAGGCUUUUAGCUAAGGGGUUUCAGCAGACAAAGGGAAAGGACUUCGACGAGCUCUAUGCUCCUGUGGGGAGAGGGACAAUACUGAGGGUGAUGUUGGGAACGGCUGCAAGCCACAGAUGGAAGAUAAAGCAGAUGGACAUCACGACCACGUUCCUAAAUGGGAUCAUCCUGGAGGAGCUGUACAUGCUGCAGCCUGAGGGGUUGGAUGAUGGGAGCGGCAGGGUGUGCAGGCUGAAGAAGGCCAUUUAUGGCCUGAAGCAGGCUCCUCGUGCAUGGUACCACAAGCUAGAGGAGACACUGCUGGUUGGGGGUUUUAAGAAGAGUGACUGCGACCACGGCCUGUUCCUGUUGCAAGAGAAGGAGCCGUUUCUCAUGCUCCUGGUGUAUGUGGACGACAUCCUGCUCUUCUCUGAGUCGUCUGCAAUGAUUGAGCGUGUGGAGGAGAUGCUGGAGAUGCAGUUUAAGUGUUCCAAGAUGGGAGAUGUGAAGUACUACUUGGGGAUGCAUGUGGAGAGGGACCUUGACAAGGGAGUGUUGAGGUUGCACCAGAGGAAGUAUUGUGAGGGGCUGGCUAAAAAGUAUGGGCUGCAAGAUGGAGGAAAGCCAGCCACCCCACUGCCUUCGGGGUUCACUGUAGAGCCCUGUGCUGAUGAGAAGGUGGUGGCUGAGAGUGACAAGAAGCUGUUUCAUUCCAUGAACGAGGUGGGGCUGUCCUCGUGUGAGAAAGAGUACAUGGCCCUGCAUCAUGGGGCCAAGGAGGUGGUGUGGCUGAUGCGUUUGUUGGAGGAGAUCAGUGUUGGUCAGAGGGAGCCGAAUGUGAUGUACUGUGACAAUGAGUCGGCAGUGAAGUUAGCCAAGAAUGCUUGUCUUCAUGGGCUGACCAAACACAUCAGGCCUAAGUGGUAUUGGGUGAGGAGGCUCUUGGACAAGGAGGUGCGGCUGGAGAUUGUGAAGACCCAUUAG